AUGAAAACCAAAACGAAGGUACUAGACAAGGAAAAUAUUUUGGAAAUAGGAUGGUUUGGAGAAUUAGAUCAAUAUUUAUCGAAUCUAGUUCCGAAUGGAAUAGUAAAAAUCAAAAAUGGAAAUAGCAUGACACAAUUUGGUUCGGAAAUCAAAAAGAACUAUAUGCAAGAGAUGAUGAAACAAAUGAAACAAAUGAUGAAAUUACAAAAAGAAUUUGAACUUGAAUUGGUGUUAAAAAACAUAAUGAGUCCAUUAACGGCAAAUAAAUCUGUCCUUCAUCAUCCGGUUGUUGCCCAAAGGCUAAAAGCAGAAAGAUUUGCUAAAUUAAAUAAGGAAAAGCCGAAAAAGCACUACUCACGGUCAUAUAUCAAGGAAUUUGAUAAAGUUCAGUGCAAAAAUAUUCCGUCAGAAGUUGAAGAAAUGGGUAUAAAAUUCCGUGAACUGAAAUUCGGGGAAAGUUGUGUUUUCGAUUUUUACAAACACGGGAGAAAUUUAAAACGAAAAAUCAACGAACAUAGCAAAGAAAUUGGACUAUACCUGCCGCGAUCAGACUUACAAGUCAAAUUAAAUGACUAUAACUUAAACACAAUGACCAAGAUUAAUAUAAACAAUCUUGAAGACCUAAAAAUCUUCCACGAAAUGGCGAGCAAACUAAUAAAAGAACCCUAUCACGGCUGUUUUUAG
Molecule: messenger RNA, 684 nt
Organism: Myzus persicae (green peach aphid)
Lineage: Eukaryota; Metazoa; Arthropoda; Insecta; Hemiptera; Aphididae
Exons: 5
Coding region: 1-684 (227 amino acids)
Source: RefSeq, a predicted model, not a curated record